AUGACAGGACUCGAGGCUGCACACAACAUGUCGAUCGGUGACACCAUCGACGACACCGGGAGUGUUGUCAACCAGGAUCGGGAUCCUGAAGAACUGUUGAGCCAGUGGUGCCGACGAUACAUCAUUGCCGGAGAAGAACGUCUCCUGAAAGAGCAACAGUUAUCCUUGGAGAGACGGAACCGCGAGUGGAAAGACCUGCUACUUGCUCAGGAACAAGCCACGACAGCGUUUUUUGAGAGUCAAAAGAACCAGCGCCAUGAAUGGCGAGCUACACAGCAACGCGAAGUGGACGAAGAGAAGCUCCGAUGGAGUGAGGGCCGUUCACAGGUUCGUGCCGACAUGAUCGGAAUACUUUCUAAGCUCAACCCGAGAGACAUAGCUGCCAGGACCAUGGACGUUGGACUUCCUGCCGCGACCUUGGACGUAUUUCAUGACGAAUCUUCCCUUGCUGAACCCCUUGUGGUGGACACACCUGCCCAACAGCCCGCAGACGUCGACCAACAGAACAAUCAUGAUGGCCAAGCUCUCCCAGCCCCAGAAGAAGAUGUCAUAUUGGUCUCCGCUCAACAAUUCUUGAUCACUGAGAAGAUCCAGUCCAAACAUCCAUUAGGGGAAGACGAUGUCAACUCAGAAGUCCCUUCUCAUAAAAGGUCAAAGCAAUCCUCGGUGGAGGAGGUCGAGUCCAAUAUUGUCGGAACACGGACUCGACCUCGCAUUGAAAGGCACCAAACUGCCAACCGGUCACAGCAGCUCAGGACUGUCGAUAAAGAUAAGGUCGGAGGGACAGACUACAUCUUUCGGCUUUCGGAAGACAUCGACAGGUGUAAAGGCGUCAGUUUCCAUUUGAAAAAAAGUAGUAAUCAUACGGUGCCUCUCCUCCUCACAGAAGAGUACAUCAUGAGUGUAUUCGGAUUUGAAGUGGUCGGCGAGGACUUAACCGAGUCCUGGGUUGAAGCAGCCAACGAAAGCAUACAGCUCAAGAAGAAGGAGAAGAAGGAGAAAAUGAUAAAGGACAGGGAGGACAGGAAGGGGAAAAGGCAACAGCUUCCAGCUGCCUCCAGGCAGCCAGCACAAUCACAAGCUGAGGACCUGGAACAACCCGACAAUGACAGCCGUAUGCCGGAAGCAGACAUGUCCUUGGCUGAGAACCCUACACUCCUGUUCACCACCGAUAUGUUUGCUGCGCCAGGCCCUACGCACUUCACAGACGGACUUCCGGUUUUUGAAGAUUUGGCACACGACGACCCUAUGUUCUGA
Molecule: messenger RNA, 1257 nt
Organism: Thyridium curvatum
Lineage: Eukaryota; Fungi; Ascomycota; Sordariomycetes; Thyridiales; Thyridiaceae
Exons: 5
Coding region: 1-1257 (418 amino acids)
Source: RefSeq, a predicted model, not a curated record